AAAUGUAGGCACGUCGAGCCAUUGUCAUAAGUGAAGUAUUGAAAGUCUAGCUCACUAUCUAAAAGUAUUGUUUGGUACUUCGGCCACUAGACAAUUUUCUUCACUUUUUCCGUGAUGAGGUCUCGAUUUCAAAGUAAUGGCUUUGAUUCUUCUUGCAAUGGAAGAUUUAAAUAUAAAUAGGCCCGUUGUUAAAUACAGUGAUUUUGAUGGUAUUUGAAGUAUUAUCUAUGCUAUUUCUAUGUUUUUGAAGAAUAAAAUCUGGUCUGCGCCACUCUGAAUUUUAGCUUGGGUUCUGGAUGGUUGAUAGAAGAUGAUGAACCAUUUUUUGAUGACAUUCCCUUCAUCUCUGAGUUCUCACCAUCUUUGCCUCAUAUUGGUUAUACUUCACCAAGUUUUCUCCGUACUCUCUCAUACCGAAGACGAUGUGACACGGUUCAAGCUAAAAGCCAAUAAUAUGGUACCAUUCGUUAUACCCGAAAUGCCACAACACACACUGUCGGUUGUAUACCUACACACAACCAUAAAGUCCGGAAAUAAGAUUAAUGGCUACGAAAUUAUUGAUGAGCCGGUGAAUGUAACAUGGCCGGCCAAGGCUGGAUCUUAUUACACUCUUUUCAUGAUAGGUCCAGAUGCCCCAGUCCGUGAGCAGCCGAUGGAUAAAAAUUGGCUUCAUUGGCUAGUCACAAAUAUAAAGGGGAAUGACGUAAAAGGUGGUGACAAAAUCGCAGAGUAUUGUGGGUCAUUAGCCGGGUAUGAAAGAGGUCCACACUGGAUAGUUUACGUCGUAUACGAAAAUUCAAGUGGGAAAGAAACAAAAUUUGACGAAGCGCUCAUAGCCAAGGGUGAUCCUUAUGCGAAACGCACAUCUUUUGAUCUCGUAAAUUUCACACGAAAAUAUGGUAUGCGAGGUCCAGUGGCUGCAAAUUUUGCUGGUCUUGAUCUUCGAUAUGGACAGCAGUAACUAAAGAGUGGUUCGUCUCAAAUGAAGUAAUAUAUCUAGAGAAAAUUGUGAUAAUUUACUUCAAUGACAAGCCAAACCCUUGACAACCCUCCCCCCCCCCCCUGACAACCCUUUUUUAAUCAUAUUACUAAAGUUGGGUUGCCUAUUAUUAAAUGUAUUUUUCUUUUUAAGGAUUAGUAUUAACCAUGUAUUAUGCAGAAGUCCCGAUGAAAUGAAAUGAUUUAAACAUAUGUGAUCAAACGAUCUAGUCACUCAAGUUAAGCACUUGAAUGUUUUGUAAACAACAACAUGUAUGUAUAUUUUUAACUUAAGAAAUAUUUUUGGUUGUACUUAUAUUCGUAUUUUUAACUUUAACGUCAGGAAGGACCAAAAUGGGAAUUAAAGUGCGCUAGAAAUCAUGA
This is a messenger RNA of Bemisia tabaci, 1362 nucleotides long. NCBI's taxonomy places the organism in Eukaryota, Metazoa, Arthropoda, Insecta, Hemiptera, Aleyrodidae. The record is from RefSeq and is a predicted model, not a curated record.